Hylaeus volcanicus is the source of this 1187-nucleotide messenger RNA. RefSeq names its product protein lethal(2)essential for life-like. Lineage: Eukaryota; Metazoa; Arthropoda; Insecta; Hymenoptera; Colletidae. Gene Ontology annotation, biological process: protein refolding; response to heat. The coding region runs from base 231 to 881 and encodes 216 amino acids. The transcript has a single exon. Gene Ontology annotation, molecular function: structural constituent of eye lens; protein folding chaperone. The record is from RefSeq and is a predicted model, not a curated record.
GCCAUUUCGAAGAAAUUCUAAAGAAGCUGUGCACGUAGCGUCCGUUAACGUAAAACGUAUACCGUGUUUGAAGUACAAAACUGUGACUGUGAUUGUUUGAGACUUAAAACGCUAAGAAGAAAGCAAAAUAGUAAACAAUAAAAGAAAGAAAACAGCAAGUUAAUAACAUCUAGUUUAAUAGAAGCUUCAUAUAUCGUGACGCCGGUACACAAAGGAGUAAGAGAAGAAUCAUGUCUCUGCUACCUAUGUUAUUCUCCAGUUGGUGGGAGAAUUUGGAGAGGCCCCAUCGUCUCUUCGAUCAGCAUUUUGGAUUGCCAUUGACUGCUGAUGAUUUGCUGCCAUCUUCUGCAUUGGCACCUUACGAUGCCAACAUUAUGGUACUUAGACCUCGUCGUCGUAGUCUUCAAAGAUACCAUCCCUACGAGAGAAGCCUAGAUCGAAGAUCUAGUGGAUUGUCUACACUACAAGCGGAUAAGGACAAGUUCCAAGUGACUUUGGAUGUACAACAAUUUGAUCCGGAAGAAGUAACUGUAAAAGUUUCUGGGAAAAAUGUAAUUGUCGAAGGCAAGCAUGAAGAGAAACAGGACGAGCAUGGUUGGAUCUCCAGACAAUUUGUACGAAAGUACCUGGUACCGGAGCAGUGUAACAUCGACCAGUUGGAAUCAAAACUGUCCUCCGAUGGAGUCUUGACUAUCACGUGUCCAAGGAAGGAACUUGAAUCAGGGGCAAAGAAUGAACGAAUCAUUCAGAUUCAGCCUACAGGACAGCCAGCUUUAAGGGAUGAUUUAAAGUCAGUAGAAAAACAGAAGGAAGCAAAUCAAACACCACAGAAGUCUUCCAUGCAGCAGAGAGGACAAGAGCAGACCGUUAAAGCUGCUUAAGAAGAGAAAUAUAUUUCAAUUACAUUGCAGCAGCAAGCAUCUCUUCUGUUUUACAGUAUUCUUUCAGUUCAUUUUUCAUUUUGAUAUUAUUACCAUAAAGCAUUUGUAUUAAUUUUAUAAUUGUACGAAGAAUAAGCAUUACUACUUGUCGUUCUCUAUGUUCCUUUAUAGUUAUAAACCUAAAAGAAUUUUAAGGACUUUCAAAACAUUUGUAACAAUGUGAAUUAUUUUUUAUCAUUUGAUUAUAAUAUUUAAGAUUAGUAUGUUCUAAGAUGUUUUGUAAUAAAAGAUAAUUUUUUUGUAUAA